AAAUGUUAGCACAUAAAAUAAUAUUAAAAUAAUUAAGAACAUAUGAAUCACUUUUACCACAACGUAUGUAAUAUAUGCAUUUUUGUAAACGAGAUUGUUACAAGUUUUAACAAUGGAAUCUCAGACUACUUGUGCGAUUUGCGGGAAAAAUGCAAUUCAUAAAUGUAGUGCCUGUGGAAAUGUUUAUUACUGCAGUAAGCAACAUCAGAAAGAGGAUUGGAGGAAUCACGCAAAAGCUUGCAAAAGUUUUAAGUUAGCAGAAGAUUCCUUAUUGGGUCGUCAUUGUAUAGCCACACGAAAUAUCAAAGUUGGGGAAAUUGUUUUGAAAGAUGAUGAACCUCUGAUAGCAGGUCCUAUGUAUAAUUGCGCUCCUGUGUGCCUUCGCUGUUACAUGGUCUUGAACGAAACCAUUGCAGUAGCUUGUGAAAAAUGUGGCUGGCCUCUUUGUCAAGAUUGCAAAGAUCAUGGAUUAGAGUGUAAUUUUUCUUCUUCUCGUAGAGAUCAUAAGGUAUCUAUAACUGAAUUUGGCCAUCCACAUCCAAGUUAUCAAUGUAUAACUGUCAUAAGAGCGUUAGCAUCGAAGGAUGUUAAUUUAGAAUCUUAUAAGAAAUUGCUAUCGCUCGAAAGCCAUUGCGAUCGAAUAAAUUCCCAUGAGCUGUCAAACACUGUUCGCUUUAUUAAAAGAUUUUUCAAAACAGAUGAUAUUUCGGAGGAGGAAAUGACAAAAAUCGUCGGCAUCUUGCAGGUUAAUGGACAUGAAGUUCCGCUUACUGAUCCACCAUACGUAGCAGUUUACGAACUGACAUCGUUACUUGAGCAUAACUGUAAAGCAAAUUGCUCGAAAAGUUUCACUGAUACUGGAGGGCUGAUUAUUCAUGCUGCAGUACCUAUUGCAAAAGGAGACCACAUUUCUAUAUGUUAUACGGAUCCAUUGUGGGGUACUGCAAACAGAAGACACCAUCUUCUUAAAACAAAAUUUUUUGAAUGUACUUGUGAUCGAUGCAAGGAUCCCACAGAAUUUGGAACAAUGUUUAACGCUUUAAGGUGCAAUCGAAUGAAUUGUCCAGGAUAUAUAUUACCCAAAACAUUUUUUGAACAGGAACAUGAUUAUAUAUGCAAAAUUUGUGAAUCAAUUGUUCCUUAUGUGGAAAUUGAAAAAAUGUUAGAAGAUAUUGGUAUAUACCUUUCAAUUAUCAAGAAAAAUGACAUUAUUGCAUGUAAAGAAUUUAUAAGUCGUUACAAAAGUACCCUCCACCCAAAUCAUUUUUACAAUAUUGAUGUAACGAUUGCUCUGGCUCAAUUGAUUGGACAACAAACUGGAGGAUUAGCAGCAGUUGAAACAGAUCUUCUCAUCGAGAAAAUAGAAUUAUGCAAAAAACUGGAUAAAUUGCUCAAGACACUCGUUCCUGCUGAAAAUCGAAUUCGAGGUCUGAUUCUUUUCGAAUUACAUGCAGCCCACGCAGACCUUAGUAGGAGGCAUACAGAAAUGGAGAUUUUAGUGCCAUUAUUGCAGGAGUCAAAGAAGUAUUUAGUUGAUGGCUAUCAAUUGCUGAAGUAUGAACCAAAAAUUCUACCGGAAGGAAAAAUAGCUCAACACGCAGAACAAAAUUUCCACGAAAUAAAUAAGCUCUUAAAACGAUUCAAUGUAACAUAAACUUUAUCAGUACGUAGUUUGCUCAGUAAGUUCUACAUUUGGGAGUAAAUAUUAAACGAAAAACAAAACUGUAUAUAUACAUAGCCUUCGUAAGCAAACAAACAUAUUGAAAUAAAUUUGUUAAAAAAAUUUUAAUAAGUACAAUUACAAGCGGUAGUUAUCAUGUAUUAGCAUUCUUUGAUUGAGGGGUUCAUUUUUAGCGCAUGUUAGAAAAAUUAACACAUGGAAUCAAUGAUAUAAUUUAUAU
This is a messenger RNA of Bombus impatiens (common eastern bumble bee), 1901 nucleotides long. Its product is annotated as SET domain-containing protein SmydA-8-like. Bases 113 to 1654 code for a protein of 513 amino acids. Gene Ontology annotation, molecular function: protein binding. The record is from RefSeq and is a predicted model, not a curated record. The transcript has 8 exons. NCBI's taxonomy places the organism in Eukaryota, Metazoa, Arthropoda, Insecta, Hymenoptera, Apidae.